Sycon ciliatum is the source of this 3496-nucleotide messenger RNA. RefSeq names its product E3 SUMO-protein ligase PIAS2-like. Gene Ontology annotation, molecular function: transcription coregulator activity; SUMO ligase activity; zinc ion binding. Gene Ontology annotation, cellular component: chromatin. Gene Ontology annotation, biological process: protein sumoylation; regulation of transcription by RNA polymerase II. The transcript has a single exon. The coding region runs from base 355 to 2721 and encodes 788 amino acids. NCBI's taxonomy places the organism in Eukaryota, Metazoa, Porifera, Calcarea, Leucosolenida, Sycettidae. The record is from RefSeq and is a predicted model, not a curated record.
GACCUCGACUCGAGUCCCGUGUGCUCUUUGCCGUCGCCUUUGCCUUCGACUUCUUUGGCUUGGCUUGGGCCAAAGUCUGAACUAACUUGUUUUGCUUGCUGAGAGAUCUGGAGAUCCAGGAAUCUAGUUGUGUGCCUGGCCCUGUUGCUGUGCCGGGCCUACGUGAGUACGUGUUAUAAGUGUAGUUAGUACAGGUAUAUCUGCCUCGAUAGCUGUCGUAGUGUGGUAGAAGGCAACCAUCAAUCUGUGGAAGUAACAAGUAUUAGUUUAAGUUUACAGUACACUAAAAAUCAUUCAAUUUUUGAAUUAUUUGUCAGAAAUGCCUGCUUUUCCUGAGCAGCAGGAGGUACCGGUAUGUCUAAAGACAGCAAAGUCAGCUUCAGCGAGCAGUCAUCCUCGGCCAAGAGAAAGGUCUACGCUCUCCGCGUAGCAGAGCUUCAGGGAUUUUUGCAGUCUUGCAAUUUGAACAAAAACGGCAAAAAGGAUGAACUUCGUCAAAGGGCUUUGACCUUCAUCAACAAUGCCAUUCAGAGUGGGUCUUUUCUGCCAGUAUCGGCCAAGCUUGACCUAUAUUACCAAAAGCGGUUUCCGCAAGCGGCAACACUGCCAACAGCAGUACCUCGCCAUGGUCCUGGGGGUGUACAGAAGCAAUUGGCGUCGAGUUCGAAUUCUGCCGUAGAUGUUCAAUUCAAGGCACUGCCAUUUCAUGAAAAGCUGGAGACUCUCUUGAAGCCCAUUCUGCUGCCUUCGUUUGACAGUAGAGCAAGCAUGGCUCCUCGAAAUAUGGAGCUUGAGUGCAGGCUGACUCCGCAGCAGGGUGCUCGCGUGGAAGAAGGCCGUCGCACGGUUCCAUCAGUGUACGGACCUGGCCACAAGAGCGACCUUCACUUCACCGUGGAGGUGCUGGUCCGGUUUGCUGCAUGUGAGCUGAGCUGUACGCAGGACGAUCAGUACCCGCCCAAGUGCCAGCUCAGCGUCAAUGGACGGACCGUGAUCAUGCCGGGUUAUCAGAUGGCCAAGCCGUCCGGCGAGAUGAAAAAGCAUGGUCAGCCGGUGGAGAUAACUGCCAACAUGCUACUCAGCGGCAGGAACAAGAUACAACUCGUGUGCUCUCCCGUGCCAGAGAUCACGCGCAAGUAUGUUGUCACUGUGGAGCUUUGCUUGAAGCGCUCAUCGGCCGAGCUGCUGCAGCAGGUAUGUCAGCGUGUCCGCAGUGCAGACAUGUGCCGUGCGCUCAUCAAAGAUAAGCUGACUGGCGGUGGCGAUGCAGAGAUUGCAACCACCAGCUUGCGCAGUUCGCUGAAGUGCCCGCUGGGAAAGACGCGGCUCGUCUAUCCCGGCCGCUCGAUGAACUGUAAGCAUGUCAACUGCUUUGACAUGGCCAAUUUCCUGCAGAUGAAUGAGAAGAAAGCCCGCUGGGUGUGUCCAAUUUGUGACUGCCUAGCCAUUUUUGACAGCCUUAUGAUCGACGGACUGAUGAAGGAGGUGCUGGAUAAGUGCCCGUCGUCAGUCGACCAUAUCGAGUACAUGGCGGACGGUACGUGGACGCCGUACAACCCUCGUGAUGCCAACCAGCGUAGGGCGACGGGCGGCCCGGCAUCCUGUGCGACCAAUGCUGUUGGCAGUGCAGCAGUGUCUACAGUGUCUGAUGAUAUUGUCCCUGUUGUGUUUGACCUGUCAGACAGCUGCCAUAGCUUGGAGCCGUGCGAGCAAGAGCAAGAGGCAGGCGGUGAUGGCCGCGCAGCCGCAGCAGGGCCAGACGUUAUUGAUCUGACUAUGGACACCGACUCAGACGAUGAUGACAGUGCUGCUGCUGCUGGUAGUGGUGGUGCCGGUGCUGCUGCUGCUGCUGCUGCUGGUGGUGGUGGUGGUGGACAUGGUAUGUUGAGUGCUACCGGUGGUAGUGCCACUACUGCUGAUGAAGCAAUGGCGACAGAAACAGCGGCAAUGUCAGGUCCGGGGUCGCGCGACAGUAGUAUUGCCAAGGGAACUACUGGCAUGUCGGCAGCGCCGAUUGGUAAGCGGUCCGACACGCUGGACAGCAUAUCGUCAGCUCAGUCGACUAACGUGGAGACAGGCUUGGUACUGGGCAGUGAGGCUGAUCUGAGUGCGUAUACUGGUGCUGGCCUGAGUGUCUGCCCUCCACUAUCCUCCUUGACUCCAUCCAUAUUAGGAAUCGGACCGGUACCUUCUUCGUCAGCAACAGCGUAUCCGUACCCCACUGAUCCAUCGAGCUAUACCCCCUUUAUGGAUCAGCCCUGGCCCGAGCAGCCUUACUACCAUAGCAGUAGUAGAACUACAGGGCCGUCGACUAGAAAUGCACUGCUGCCUGCCAACGAAACGGGCAUGUGGCAUUACGACCAUGGCUUGGACGCCACCACCAUGAGUUCUCUGCCAGCGGAUGUGGAUACUAGUAGCGGUGGAAAUGUUGCCGCCGCCGGCGGUGGCAGUCAGAGCAUUGUUCACUCGUUUGACACGCCACCCGCUUACAGUCCCUUGCCACUACCCUCGCAGCAGCAGUACAACUAUGGUGGACCGUUCGGAGCACCCCCUGCGUAUUCUCCCGUCUAUAUGCCUUCUCUGGACCGGCGCUCAUCGGCUGCUGCAGCAGCAGCAGCUCCGGCCUGUUCGUCUCCAACUCAGCCGUAUCCUGUCCUUUACCCGCAGGAGGAAUCUACUCGUAGAACUACACGUGCUGAUUCAUCCUCCUCCUAUUUGUAGCAUCAACACUAAGCUAAGCAGUUCCUCUCCAUGGCUGCUGACAGCUCUGGUCCAGACCAAAAGAAAUUACUUGUGAAUUUGUAUAGAAACAACAAAAGAACAGCACGAAAACUGGCUCCAUCCGAAAUCUUGAUUACUGUAAGGUCUGCUUCGCUGCUACUGCCGGGUAAUAGUUUCUAUCAUUAUUCUUCAAUCCGACUGCAUAGUGCAUCCCAUCCAAGCAACAAGUAAUAUAAACGGCACUAUUCGCCUACAGCAUAACAAGCAUAAAACCGCGCAUGAUAUUAUAUAUUCACUAGCAGUACAAAACGUGCCUGCUGUAGCGCCAUCGUCCGGGAAGCACAGCCCGCCAUCAUUUUCAUGGUCACUCUGCGCCGCUGCUGCGUGUGCUGUACGUCGUGCACCACACAGUAUUCUAGGUGUGUGCGUACACCGGUGUGCAAUAUAUCUGUUGAGGCUUUUUCUUUUUUAUAUCAUCCUUAGGCACUCUGUUUUGACUUGCUCGUUUUGAAAAUGAAUAUUUAAGUACGUAUCAUGUUACGUGCCAGUGCUCGCUUCGUACCCUGCGUGUCAGUCUUGAACAUACGGUACAUUUCUUCGGGCUUGCGCCGCUACUUUAGAUUUCGUCUCUGUGUUUUGUCCCUCGUUCCUUCUUCUUUUGAGUUCAGCAGUUUCAUCAUUACCUCUCUGUCUGGUGUAUUGUUUUUUUUUAUAUGUAUCCGUACGUCCUUCAAUUGUGUGGUUUUUAAUCCGUUGAAGCAAUGCUUUCACAGUC